Lolium perenne is the source of this 1406-nucleotide messenger RNA. RefSeq lists its product as uncharacterized. The record is from RefSeq and is a predicted model, not a curated record. NCBI's taxonomy places the organism in Eukaryota, Viridiplantae, Streptophyta, Magnoliopsida, Poales, Poaceae.
CGUUCCCCAAGAAGUAAGCAGGUAACAUCCCAGUUUAGCCAGUUCAACAUAACUUCACAAUCUGCAAAUAUACAGUGAGUGCAGGUUAGAAGCAUCAACCUAGCUGUGGAGUAGCAAGUUUUCUGUCGUCAACUCGUCAUGACUUCCUUCAAGCUGAGUUUCACAGCCGUGCUGCUAUGUGUUGCCUUCUCCUUCUGCAGAGGACAGGGGCAGGGUAGUGGCGGUGGUGGUGGAGCAGGGGCAGGAGGAGGAGGAGGUGGGGGGUCAGGCAUUGGUGCAGUAGUACCAGGGACGCAGGAUUCAGUCCAGAUUGUGGCACAAGCUGCUCUCUGCUUUGACAACAAACCAGUGCUCAACGGGUGCCUGCAAGCGAUGGGCAUCAACACCAGCGCCGGCGCCCGCCCGAGCAUGCCGUCGCCUGGUGCGCAGGCGAUCAUGUGCAGCCCGCCGUGCUCCGGCCAUGUGACGAUGAUGAUGAGCUGCGUGAACGGCAUCUUCGGCAACUUCGUCAGCUACAACCCCGGCCUGAUGCAAGGCGUCCAGGCCGUCUUCCAGAUGUCCUGCGGCAACGGCAAUGGCCCAGGAGGAGCCGGAGGUGCCGCUGGAGGAGCUGGUGGUGCCGCUGGCGGUGCUGGUGGUGCCGGCAAUGCCGCUGGUGGAGCUGGUGGUGGUAUGCCUAACAGCAUGGGCGGCGCCGCUGGCGGUGGUGCUGGUGCCGGUGCUGGAGUUGGAGGCGGGGCUGCUGGUGGUAUGCCUAACAGCAUGGGAGGGCCCGCCGCUGGAGGAGGUGCUGGCGCUGGCAUUGUCGGCGGGGCCGGCGGUGGAGUUGGAGUGGGGCCUGCUGGGGGAGGCGCCGGCGGUAUUCCUACCGGCAUCGUCGGGGGUGCCCCCGGAGCAGGCGGGGCUGCUGGAGGAGGAGGUGGUGCUGGUGCCGGCGGUGCUAGCGGUGGAGAUGGUACUGUUAGCAGCGUUAGCGCCGCGGGCGGUGGCGGAGGCGGCAAUGACACUACUACCGGCGGCGCCGUUGGUACCAUUAGCAGCAGCAACGCUACAAAUGUUGUUCCACUUCCACACAACGCAGGCUCUCACGUGGCGGUCAGCAAACAAACUCAGUCUACCAGCAGCGGCGCGGAUGGCCAAAAUUUCAGGCUCAAGGGCGCAUGUUCCUCCGUGCUGCUAGUGAUCUGGGCUGGCACAUGGCUUAUGCUGGCCUAGAUUUUGACUGAAACGGUGACGAGAACGUUGCAGCGAGUUGUGGAAUCGUUUCUUCUCCAGAUAACAAACAUACUAGUGUUAAUCUUAUUACCAUUGGGCGACGCCCUUACGUGUAACCGCAAGAUGUGAUUCAUGUAUAUCAUAUUGAGGGGUCAUACAUUUAUGCAGGUAGUGUUGUUCUUGUUCCACAU